GUGUUAGGUAGGAAAAGCAGUAAAAAAGUGCAUAUUAAGGGAGCAGAUUUGAAAUAAUAUUUAUACUUAACAAGAAAUAAUUAAAGGUUCAAUGGGGAGACCUAAAGAUUUACGCAUAUGGGAGCACUACCGUACUUUACCAAACAAGUCUGUUUCUUGCAAGCUUUGUAAUAAGGUCUACAAAUUCAGUAAUGCUGCCAAAAUGCUUCAACAUCUUAUCACUUGUCCAAAAUCUCCAGAAACAUUAAAAGACUCUAUGAAACUUAUAAAAGAUAGCUCGUCCAAAACCAAAAUGUCUGGACUGUCAGAGAUAGAGACAAAUGAUUCUUUUAUAAGCCCCUCGUCGUCUGCUAACACUACAAUAAAUGCUGAGUUUCAAGACACCGAUGAUCAUAUAAAAACAGAAUUAGCGAGAGCUAUAUUUGUAACAGGGACGCCAUUAUCGAUGGUGCAACAUCCUUUAUGGAUACAAUUUUUCGAAAAAUUGCAACCAAAAUUUAAAAUACCUUCACGUAAAGCUUUAGCGACAAAAUACUUAGAUAAAAUAUAUAGAGAAAUGCGUUUUGAGUUAAAUGAGGAACUAAAUGCUUGUAGUUACUUACACCUUCAGUGCGAUGGCUGGUCUAAUUUAAGAAAUGAAGGAAUAAUAAACUUUCUUAUAUCAAAACCUCAACCUGCAUACGUUAAAAGUUUGAAUACAGAAAGUAAUCCUCACACUAGUGAAUACCUUAGCCAAGAAGUUGAAAAAGUAAUGAAAGUGUAUGGAGCAAAUAAGUUUCUUGUACUUAUUGGCGAUAACGCUAGAAAUAUACAAAAGGCAUUCGAAUUAACAAAACUCAAAUAUCCACAUGUUGUUCCUCUCGGUUGCUGUGCACAUAUCCUUAACUUGUUGUGCCAAGAUAUUGUAAAGAUACAAGAAGUAACUGUGUUUAUUAUGCAAGCCAUAAAUAUAAUAAAAACUGUUAAAAGGAGUCAACGAUUAAGUUCCUUGUUGAUAAAAUCAAGGCAGGGUGAAGAUUCUACACAAACACUAAAAUUGCCUUGUGCUACAAGAUGGGGAAGUCAUGUUACUUCGUUAAAAAGUUUGAAAGCAAAUAAGAUAGCUUUGCAAAUAUUAACAGUUAGAGAAGAUGUGGUAAUUUCAAGAGAUAUUAAAGAUUUAAUUCUAAGUGAUGAUUUCUGGACGAAGACAGGGGAAUGUAUAAGUAUUUUGGAACCAGUCACUGAAAGCAUAUUUUACUUAGAGAGCGACCAGAAUCGUUUGCAUCGCACAUACAUUACAUUUAGAGAUGUACAAGCUAAGAUACGUUUUGCAUUAAAUGAGAUUUCGACAUUGAGCGAAGAAAGCAAACAGCAGAUUCUAACAUCAGUAUCUUCAAGAUGCAAUAUGGCAAUGAGGCCAAUACAUUUUGCAGCAUAUAUUCUAGACCCCAGGACUCUAGGAGUCGAACUUACUCAAGAGGAAGAACUUAAGGGUAUGGAGUUUAUCUACAAUUUAAGCCAACACUUAAGUUUGUCAAAUGUAAUGGCAGAUUUGGCGUGUUAUAAAGCUAAAGAAAACUUUUGGGCCAGAGGAUUUGUAUGGAGCUCAUUAGAUAGCAUUGAGCCCCUAAUAUGGUGGAAAGGUAUUUGUGGUUCCACUGAGUUAAGCAAAGUAGCGAUUCGUAUUCUAUCAGCUCCCUGUACUUCGGCAGCCACUGAGCGUUCCUUUAGUAUCCAAGGCUACAUACAUAAUAACAAAAGAAAUCGACUUACAACUGAAAGAACUGAAAAAAUUUCAUUCAUUUGUUAUAACUGGAAUCUUAAACAUAAAGCUGAAUGCGAGGACAUUCAGUUUAAUGAAGAAAAUACCUUAGAAGCUUUCAUUGAGCAAGUAAAUGAACAUAACAGUUUAGACGAAAUAGAGCCUAUCGAACCUAUACAAUUCAUCGCUUGUAAUAACUCUGAAUCUGACAGUGAUUGACUGUAGUUUUACAUUUUACUUUCAUCUCUUUCUUAAUAAACUCAAAAUCAAAUUAAAAGUUUUUUAUUCUGUAGGCUGCAUAAUAAUAUUGUCUAUGUCCAGUAUAGUGGACGUCUUGCGGCUGAGAUGACGAUGAUGAAGUACAAAAUCAUAAACACCCAAAAAUUUGGGUGUUUAUGGGGUUUAAACCCAAUAAACCCAAAACACCCGGUUUUUACCCACCAGACUUUAAACCCACCCAGGUGGA
Galleria mellonella (greater wax moth) is the source of this 2210-nucleotide messenger RNA. RefSeq lists its product as uncharacterized. Lineage: Eukaryota; Metazoa; Arthropoda; Insecta; Lepidoptera; Pyralidae. The record is from RefSeq and is a predicted model, not a curated record. The transcript has 2 exons. Gene Ontology annotation, molecular function: DNA binding; protein dimerization activity. Bases 92 to 1963 code for a protein of 623 amino acids.